Haliotis rubra (blacklip abalone) is the source of this 765-nucleotide messenger RNA. RefSeq lists its product as uncharacterized. Bases 1 to 765 code for a protein of 254 amino acids. The record is from RefSeq and is a predicted model, not a curated record. NCBI's taxonomy places the organism in Eukaryota, Metazoa, Mollusca, Gastropoda, Lepetellida, Haliotidae. The transcript has a single exon.
AUGACGCCAAGGCCCAUCCCUCGAGAAAGAAUACCUCCCAAGGCCACCCCUGCAACCGCUCUUGUUUCACCUCCAAAAAAGAAGCAGAAGAAGGCGGCGCCCACCAAGGCAUCCAUCAAGGCACCACCCAACAAGGCACACCUACCAAGGCAACCACCAAGGCACCACCCAACAAGGCACACCUACCAAGGCAGCCACCAAGGCACCACCCAACAAGGCACACCUACCAAGGCAUCCAUCAAGGCACCACCCAACAAGGCACACCUACCAAGGCAUCCAUCAAGGCACCACCCAACAAGGCACACCUACCAAGGCAACCACCAAGGCACCACCCAACAAGGCACGACUACCAAGGCAUCCACCAAGGCACCACCCAACAAGGCACACCUACCUAGGCAACCACCAAGGCACCACCCAACAAGGCACACCUACCAAGGCAACCACCAAGGCACCACCCAACAAGGCAAACCUACCAAGGCAUCCAUCAAGGCACCACCCAACAAGGCAAACCUACCAAGGCAUCCAUCAAGGCACCACCCAACAAGGCAAACCUACCAAGGCAACCACCAGGGCACCACCCACCCAAGGCACACCUACCAAGGCAUCCAUCAAGGCACCACCCAACAAGGCACACCUACCAAGGCAUCCAUCAAGGCAGCACCCAACAAGGCACACCUACCAAGGCAACCACCAAGGCACCACCCAACAAGGCACGACUACCAAGGCAUCCACCAAGGCACUACCCAACAAGGCACACCUACCUAG